Molecule: messenger RNA, 8482 nt
Organism: Amphiprion ocellaris (clown anemonefish)
Lineage: Eukaryota; Metazoa; Chordata; Actinopteri; Pomacentridae
Gene: slc20a2
Product: solute carrier family 20 member 2
Exons: 11
Coding region: 614-2653 (679 amino acids)
Biological process (GO): phosphate ion transmembrane transport
Cellular component (GO): membrane
Molecular function (GO): phosphate transmembrane transporter activity
Source: RefSeq, a predicted model, not a curated record
CCAAAGCUGUCAUCCUGAGCGCUGCUGAGACGACGGACGGCUCAAUCCCUAAACGCCCGGAUGAGAGCAGCAGCAGGCGACAUUCAGGGCAACAUGGUCGCAUGAAGUCCGAAGCGCAGACGGGGGGGACAACCACCAUUCCUGAAGGAGGGGAAGCGAGCGACGCGGCCACUGCUGGAAUCUGACAUUUUUCCCUUUCGCCGCAGCCCACGUAGAAACGGUUCUGGGAGAAUACAGGCGGAGAUCUAGAGGCGUGGAGGCGAAGAGGAACGGCACAUUUCACCCCCCUCCUUCUCCACGGUGUCCUAUUUCGUCGGUGAAGGAACGUGCAGACAGGCUGUCUCACACUAAGCUAUGGAAUGCUCCCUGCUCCCACCAUCACUAGUCUCCAGUCUUUGGACUGAGCUCCAAACGCUUAGUUAGCGGCUGUGCUUCUCCCCUCGAACUCUUUAUAACCAGGGGACGAAGAAAAAAAAAAGGAGCGGGCUUCUCAAGUCCUCCUCUACAAACGCACAGAGCACUUCUUUUUGUUUAGUUUUUUUUAGAAUAUUUAAGGUAGAUUUUUUUUUUUCUUCUCCGCUUGGAUUUUUUGUCGUGGAGAAAUCAUAUCAAGAUGGAUCUGGAGUCGUAUCUGUGGAUGGUGAUUGUUGGCUUCAUCAUUGCCUUCAUCCUGGCGUUUUCGGUCGGAGCCAAUGACGUGGCCAAUUCGUUCGGCACGGCGGUGGGGUCCGGCGUGGUCACCCUGAAGCAGGCCUGCAUCCUGGCGUCCAUCUUCGAGACGCUGGGGUCGAUGCUGCUCGGGGCCAAAGUGGGGGAGACGAUUCGGAAGGGCAUCAUAGACGUCAACCUCUACAAUGAAACGGUGCCCGUACUCAUGGCAGGGGAGGUCAGCGCCAUGGUUGGGUCAGCAGUCUGGCAGCUAAUCGCCUCCUUCCUCAAACUGCCCAUCUCCGGGACUCACUGCAUUGUUGGUGCUACCAUCGGCUUCUCCAUGGUUGCCAUCGGCACAAAGGGCGUACAGUGGAUGCAGCUUGUUAAGAUCGUGGCAUCAUGGUUCAUCUCUCCCCUGCUCUCUGGACUCAUGUCUGGACUCCUCUUCAUGCUCAUCAGACACUUCAUCCUCAACAAGGAUGACUCCGUCCCGAACGGCCUGCGAGCGCUGCCCCUCUUCUACGCCUCCACCAUCGGGAUCAACACAUUCUCCAUCAUGUACACUGGAGCCCCAUUGCUCGGGUUAGAGAUGCUACCGGUGUGGGCCAUCUUUCUCAUCACUUUAGCUGGAUCGCUGGUGUGUGCAGCUCUGGUCUGGUUCUUUGUCUGUCCUUGGAUGAGGAGAAAAAUAGCAAGUCGUUUAAAGAAGGAACAGGCUCUGUCAAGGAUUUCUGAUGAGAGCUUGGACAAGAUCCCUGAAGAGGAGGAGGAGAGCCCCGUCUUUAAAGAGCUGCCGGGGGCCAAAGGGACAGACGAGGCUGUGCUGCCGCUCACCGGAGGCAGCAGCGAACGAAGCACCCGAGACUCCAGCGGAGAGCUCACCAACCUGGCCAAUGGAGGCACCGUCCUGCCAAAUGGCAGGGUGUAUGGUCGGACCCACUCGAUGACCAACGGCUGCCUCAAGUCGCCCAUCUCUAACGGCAGCUUCAGCUUCGACGGCCACAUGCGCAGCGACGGCCAGGUGUACCACACCGUGCACAAAGACUCGGGUCUGUACAAAGACCUGCUUCACAAAAUCCACCUGGGCCGCAUGGACGACAGCGACCGCUCGGGCUCCAACGCCGGCCCUCCGGACAACAACUACCGCCUGCUGCGCCGCAACAACAGCUACACCUGCUACACGGCGGCGAUAUGCGGCAUGCCGGUCCAGCCGCUCAUGCGCCAAGAAUCCCGGGAGGACAGUGAAAAGCUGGUGGGCGAAGGAGGCGGCAGGAGCAACAGCGUGUCCUACUCCAAGAAGAGGGUACGCUACGAUAGCUACUCGUCGUACUGCAACGCCGUGGCCGAGGCUGAGAUUGAGGCGGAGGAGGGCGGGGUGGAGAUGAAGCUGGCCACGGAGCUGGAGGGGGUGGACGAAGAAGGAGCUCCGGCGCCGGUGCCUCUGGAUGACUUGGCAGAGGAGGAUCACGAGGAGAAGGACAAGCCCGAGGUGUUCCUGCUCUUCCACUUCCUGCAGAUCCUCACCGCCUGCUUCGGCUCCUUCGCCCACGGAGGCAACGAUGUCAGCAAUGCCAUCGGGCCCUUGGUGGCACUGUGGAUGAUUUACGACCAGGGAGGCGUGAUGCAGGACGCCGCCACUCCUAUCUGGCUGCUGUUUUACGGGGGCAUAGGCAUCUGCGCCGGCCUGUGGGUUUGGGGUCGUCGCGUCAUCCAGACGAUGGGGAAGGACCUGACUCCCAUCACCCCCUCAAGCGGAUUUUGCAUUGAAGUAAUGAGUGCGCUAACAGUGCUUGUUGCAUCAAAUGUGGGCAUCCCAAUAAGCUCCACCCACUGCAAGGUGGGCUCGGUUGUGGCCGUGGGUUGGAUCCGCUCCCAGAAAGCAGUGGACUGGCGCCUCUUCAGGAACAUCUUCCUGGCGUGGUUUGUCACGGUGCCGGUGGCCGGCCUGUUCAGCGCCGCCAUCAUGGCCCUGUUCGUGUACGGCAUCCUGCCCUUCGUCUGAGGGCCGGGAGGGAGAGCAGAGGAGGAAAAGAGAGUCAGAGAAGGAGAAAGAUGGAGAGGGAAACUUUUGCAGAUAAAGGAAACGAAGCGAGAGGAAUGGGAAGGGUAGACGAGAAAAGCUGCAGAGGUUUGCAGAUGGACUUGGUUGUGGUGUGGAUGUGAGGAGGGUUGGUUCACAUGCUGCCUGGCUCCGUAGUCCAGAGAUCUUUUUGACUCAUUUGAGUUUCUGAUCGGUUUUUAUUUAUUCUCUUUAUUUUGGGUGCAUAAGAAAGUGUGUAACCAUUCAAUCUGCUGUACAUAAGACAAUAAUAGGGAGCUUACCAGUCUUUUAACAAGAAUUAUGUUGGAACAGUGGCAGUCGUUUUCUAUUUCCUCCUUAAAAGAAUCAUGAAUUUUAAAAAACUAAAAUACGGACAGCACAUGACUAAAAAUUAUUCUAAAAAAAUGGUUAAUUCUGCACACCUAAACUGUCAGACAUGCCUGCAGUUAAUCUAUAUCUUUCUGCCUGCAACCCCAGGUAGCAUAGUUGGUCAAGUGCUUAUUCUUCUUAUUAUUAUUAUUUGCAUUAUUCCAAAAUGCCAGAUAAAGAAAAAAAAACAACCCUGUACAUAUCGUUCUACUGGAUUGAGUGUGAUUUGUUGUAUUGCGGCUUGCUUUAAAGUUCAAAACAAAAGAAGAAAAGAUGUGUGUGUGUGUGUGUGUGUGUGUGUGGUCAACCAACCCAUCCAUCAUCUCACUUUUCAACAUGCUAGCCAGGUACAACUGGGGCCAAACGGAAAGGACGCCUCAGAUAAGGGGUUGUGGGACUGUCACUCUGCUUUUUUUGUUUUUUGUUGUUUUUUUUUUUUGUAUUUUCCACAUGAUACCAUAGAAACCUAAUUUACUAAAGAGUUAAUUUUUUUGUCAAGAGCUCCUGUAUGUUUUUAGAGAUGGAUCUCAUAUUUUUUAAUGGUGUAUUAUACUGUAAUUUGUACUGUAAAUACUGUCCUUAAAGAGUUUGGCGGUGGGUUUGGGAGGGAGGGGGGCGGAUUAUGGUUUGUUUUUAAUGUCGUAGUGGGCGGUGGAAGGGGAUAGGGGUGGGAGGGGCUCUUAACCUCAUCAUGAUGUCAUAAUUUACAGUAUGUUUCAUCUCCGUGGCUCAUUGUAGAGAGAAAACACACACUUGACAGAUUCUGGCAGAAGUAUAUCGUUAUCGGGGAAAUUAGUAUUUGAGUUUCAAAUAAUGAACCCAUAGAGAAAAGUGGAGCUGCUUGGUUCUACCUGGUGUUAUUGCAUCAGUAAAUUCAACAGUAUUGAUAGAAAGUUCUUUAGUUAAAGGUUCCCUUCUUGAGAAAGUGUCUCCGAAACAGAGAGAGAGAGAGUUAGAGGGAGUUCGCUCUUUUGAGAGCAGAACCAUGCCAAAGUAAGUUGUGCUACAACAUGCCAAUUAAAAGUAAAAAAAAUAGGUUUAGGUGCAGCAGACGCCAAGACGGUGAAAUGUACAAAACACACCAUGACGAGGUCCCAUGAAAUGUUCACAUAUCUUCAUCUGUUUGCCUUUGUUUUCGUACAUAAAGCUCAGCUACUGGAGUCACCUCGUAUCCAAGGCUCCCUGCCAAUAAUGGACCUCUAACUGUUCAUUUCGGUUCUAUCAGCCUGUUUAUUGGUCAGAUUAUCAGAGUUCAGUUAGAAUCCAAGUCUCAUGCCAUCCAUGUGACAAAUCUGAGUCUUGUCGUGUGUCAUAUCCAACACUUAAACUUGUGUUUUAACUCAGCCAGUUGUGCAGAUGUGCAAGGAAGCGGUUCAGCCACACGUGUAGCUCCUCAAAACGGGCCGGCGUUGUUUGAAGUGCAGAAGCGUUUAGUCUUCAGACGACGCGCGUUUCAAUCUUAAGUGCUAAAGGUUCGCUAGAUAUCACAUGGUCGAGUUGAGGGCUGAAUCGAAGCCCGCUGGGGGGUUUUCAGGCUGCUCAUGUCAAAAAAAUAUCAAGACUUCUAUCAUUACGUCGGAUAGAGAUGGUAUAUUGGGGAGGGGGGACAGUACUGAUCAUCACCAGCUUUUUAACAGGGUCGUCUGACCUGUAGAUGAACAAAGUCUAAAGCUUUUUUUUUUAUUUGAACAAACUCGAUGCCAGGUGUUGCAAGUUCUUUUUUUUUUUGUUGUUGUGGUGUGUUUCCUAAUUUCAUUUUUUUUCUCAUGAACAAAUCUAUGCUUAAGUAGCCACUUGCCUUGUAACAUUGUGUUUUACUUUGUGCAGAUACAGUAAAAAAUAAUUAAGUACUGUGGUGUUUACAUCGUAACCAUAUUGUAGAGUAUCUGUAAAAAAAACAACAAAAAAGUUGCCUAAUGAUGCCAAUGAAAGACAAACUAUUAACCAUGAAUUUUUAAGUGCAAGUAUAAAAAAAAAUAACCAGAAGUGUCUAGAGAGAAAGAGAGCGAGAGCAAGUGUGUGCGCGAUGACUUGUUUUUCGUUGGGGUUUUAUUUUUUGUAGUAGUAGUAGUGUUAAUCAUGAUCCCUGUCACUUUACACUGCUACUACAAACGUGUUAACACUACAUGUAUGGGUGCAAUUCAGUAAUGAAGAGAAUAACUAGAGAAAUUUCAUCAAAACUAUAUAUUUUUCUACCAUAUCUGAGUUUUAACCUGGGUGAGCUUCCAGACACUUUGGAGAACACACUGUGGUGCUGAUGGGAAACUGGCAGAUGUGGACCAGCUGUUCUAAGACUGUGAUCGCAGCAAUAACUGAAGAACGGUCUUAUUUCAGGGGCGUCGCCUCGCUGGAGCCAUGCGCCAAACUUCCCUCUAAAAGCCCGGUGUGUUCUUCUAACAUGUAGACUGACGUGUCGGUUGCCAGUAGAUCAGAUUUUUAAAUUACCAUUUUUAUUUUUGAAUUUUAGAUGAAAACACUUUGUAAUUUUGUUUCCCUACUGCUUUGAUCAUGAGCUGCGAGAGCAGGACAGCAAAAACCAGGACGACUGCUCCCUGAAGGAGAAAUCUGGAGGCUCGAUAUUUGCAAGCUGAGAAAUGUUAAAUUUUAAACUUGGUAACGGAAAACUGGACUGUGAGGACAUUUGUUUCCUUGUUUUUGGCAGGUGGCCACUCUUGAAGCUCAUGUCCUUUUAUUCUUCAACAGUUUGUGUGUUACACAGGGCGGCUGCACAGGGCUGGUGUGUUCAAAUCCACUUUGUACUUGUUGUAAGGUGUCUGGAGAAAUGUGCAUUUAAAAAAAUGCACAAGAGGUCCAGCAUUGUUUCCCAGAACAUUUAAGAGCUUGUAGAAGAUCAAAUGUUUUUCCCCGUUGUCUUUAAAGUGAACCAGCAUAAUUGCGAAGCCUGCUAAAGCAGACUGCAACAGAAGUCAAGAAAUAGUUUCUCAACAAUAUCUAUCUUAAGUUUGGCAACAUCAGCCGCCACAGGCUGCAAUUUAAACCAGACCCAACAAGACUGCAGCAGUGUUUUAUUACUUAUAUGCUCAACUUUUCAUUUGUAAAAGGUAGAUGAAUUGCUUGAGCAUGAAUCACCGUAAACUAAUGGCUUAAAAUCUAUCGAUGGCACCAUGGAAAAAGUCAUCCAGCCAUAAAUAACAUCAGUAAACACAUAAAAAUGCACAUUUUCUCAUCUAAGAGUGUGUAAAUUCUCCUGCUAUUCCUGACAAACUUCUUUUCCAGUAGCUUUCUGUUCUUAAAAUAUUCUACCUGUCUUCAGAGAAGCUAAAAAGAUGCUUUCUUUGUUUGUAUUCUAAGAUAGACAUUUACUACUAUACUACUAUUACUGUGGCAAUUUAACAAUAUAAAUACAGAAAUAUUGCUUCUGUAUUAAACUGAAAAGGGAAAAUCAUAGUUAGCAACUUUCCAUGAAGACAGAACUUGGCUCCGUCCCACCAUCUACUCUGCUACAUGUGCUGCAGACAGCACUGACAGCAUUGCUGCUCUGCUGGACAAACUAUACAAUAAAACCAUUUCUAAGUCACCUCAAGCACAGUUUUCUGUUUUAUAUUAUAUCCAAGGAAGUAUUCAAUAUUGGCACAUAUCAGACAACACACAUGCCAGCACCAAUACAUCUGUGACAUCCCAGUAUCUCUCUCCCUCUCUCUCUCUCUCUCUCUCUCUCUCUCUCUCUCUCUCUCUCUCUCUCUCUCUCUCUCUCUCUCUCUCUCUCUCUCUCUCUCUCUCUCUCUCUCUCUCUCUAUAUAUAUAUAUAUAUAUAUAUAUAUAUAUAUAUAUAUAAAUAAUAUCAGCCAGGCUCUAAUUUUAGCCAUACCAAGCACAAUAAUAGCAUUCAACAACUGCAGUUCCCAUUAGCCAUUUGAGUGCAGUUAAAGUCUCAAGACGGCUGGUGCUGUAAUUAGCAGUGUAUUUAUCCAUGGCUAAAAGAAAGAGUUCCCCUGUUACUAUCUAAAACUGUAACACAAACCCAUUUGAUUAAGAUAUGAACAUAAAACAUGAGUAAUUAUGUGACCAACUUUUAGAAGACUGACAAAAGACAUUUUUUUGUAGAUGGUGCGAGGUCGCCCGGCACCCUUCAGAUACAAGGUUUGAACGUCUUCACUAUGCUCUGCAGCCUCCUUUUGUGACUCACACUGUCAUUUUUUUGUUAUUCCAUGCAUUCUCAGUCCUGAUAGGCCAAAAGGGAUGCACUGCUCAAGAUGGGGAGGGAAAGAGAAAAUCGCCAUCUGGUGGCAGCGUUGGGCUUAAAUGAUUACAUUUAAUUCAAAACGACAAAGGCUACGUGGAACAUAUUAGUCUAGUAAUGCUUUUCAGAUAAAGCCUUUAUUCAGAUUUCAAAAAGAAAAAUCAUGUUUGGACUAAAAACUCUUUGCAAAGAGUUUCACGCUACAACACUCAGCUAAGCGGCUUUAACAAAACUGGUUUAAACAGACCAUUUAGUGCAAGAUCAUAUGUUCUGUCUUUCUCUAAAAGUGAGAGAAGAACAGAUCGAAACACAACUACUUAAGCCGUAUGUGGAACAACUACAACUUUUUUAAUUGUGGCCUAAAAUUGUGUCUUCAUAUUAAGAAGUCGGACUUUAUUGAGCCUAAAUAUCAAGUGCAGUUUACAUUCAACUACAUUUAGAUGCAUUUUUAGCUCAUGUUUUGGUAGAAAUGUAAAAAAUUAAAAAUCUAAAAAUUGCUCAAGUGCAAAUGCAGCCAGCUGAUGGCGUAGUCGGACACUUUCCCUCCCUGUAGAGAGGGACAGCAGCAUUUUAGACCAGAGCGUUUCAGCUGAUCAGUAUAAACCAGUGAGUGGUGUGAUUGCCAUUGAGGGAGUUACUGUGCUUCUACUGCAUUAUAACUGUUUAAUAACCUUUUUGUAGAGAAAAACUCAACACAAUGUGCCAUUUCUUUCUCCCUGAAUGUGCAAUACAAGCUGUUUCUUGUGAAGGUGCAACUACAUUGCUGUCACUUUGUGGUCGUGUAGCUCCACCUGCCCCGGUGUAAUAGCGCCCCCUCCUGUUCGCGUGGAACCAGCACCACCUGACGGAGGCGGAGGGGGCUUCAGUUCAGACCUUCAUCUGGAUGUGGCGUGCUGUCUCUAGUUUUCUGGUCUGUUUUGUAAUAGAAUGUGCUCCUUGGCUGGCCUGCAGGCUUUACAGCUCUGUGUUGUCUUUUUUACUGUUUACUGCUACUUAACUGUCCGGUCCUUCAAAACUUUAAAAAUAAAAAAAAUGAAAUAAAGUCAUAAAAAUAAAAAUGAAUAAAAAUUCAAAAGAAACUGUAGCCUGCUUCUACAAAAUCUUAAAGCUCUUCUGAUUUGCAUAUAUCGUACUGUAAUGUUUUAUUUAAGAUUUUAGUGGAAAAAAUGUCUGCAUUUAAACUAAAUUAUGGGAAUUAAAAUUACAAAGAAUACCUAAAA